AUGGGUCUCUUCGCCGACCUGUUGGCCAUUCUCGCCAAAGAAUCGCUCAAACUCUCCCUCGUUGCCCCGUUGGCUACGCUUGCCAUUUACCUUUUCGUCAACAUCUUCCUCCAUCCACUGCGAAAAGUUCCGGGACCUUGGAAAGCAAAAGUCUCUCCGCUAUGGCUAUGGUACCACUCAUAUGCAGGGGAUGAGACGACCUCGGUCGAAGCCCUGCACAAAGUCUACGGCCCAGUCGUCCGGAUCGGGCCCAACGACAUUGACAUUAGCGACGGCGCGGCUCUUGCACCCAUUUACUCCGAGAAGGGCGGGUUCCUGAAAACAGCAUGCUACAGCAAUUUCGACUUUGACGGUCACCCGACGAUAUUUUCGGCUCUGGAUCCUGCACACAGGGCCGUCAGAUCAAAGGCUGUUGUCAGCAUGUUCAGCCCGGCCUCUAUCCGAAAGGAAGGUGACCAGAUUCUGAGAUCCUGUGUUGACAGGUUGAUGGCGCACAUUGGGCACGAAGCCGCUACAGGCAAACCCGUUAACAUGCUCAAUAUGGGCAGGUGUCUAGCUCUUGAUGCAGUGACGGAGUAUCUCCUGGGCAAAUCAUAUGGAGGUAUUGUGGAGCUUGAGGCAAGCAGUAGCGCCAGUGACUCAAGCAAACUCUCUGCCAGCGAGUUUGUGGACACCUUUGUCGCAGUUGGGCGAUUCUUUUUGCUUCCCAACUGGGUCUUUCACGCCCUCGAGUGGGUUCUGCCGAAGGUAUUCCCCGAUCAGAAAGUCGACGAGUCGAUGGAACUUGUAACAAAGUUCUGCAAUCAAGUUGUUGCCGAAGCAGAUCGUGAGAAAGACCAAACGUAUCAGGCUCGAUUGUUACGAGCUGGCAUCAGAAAAGAAGAAGCUGCUGUGCAGUGUAUGGAUCUGAUGUUUGCCGGCACAGACAGUACGGGCAUGAAUUUUGGUGCCAUCUGCUGGCAUUUGGCACAGUCGCCCUCGACAUAUCAGAAGCUCAAAGACGAGCUUGCAUCACCAGAGGCAGCUCAAGCCGACCCGCAAACUCUUCCCUACCUGCGUGGUGUGGUGCGCGAGGGUCUUCGAAUGUCCAUGGCAAACCCGACUCGUCUUCCACGGGUUGUGCCGCCCAGCGGAUUCUCAUUCGCUACUAAAAUGCCUUCUGGAGAAACUGCGACAUUUGAGUUCCCAGGCGGAACUUGGAUCGGAUGUGCACCGUUUAGCUUGCACUUCAACGACGCUGUCUUCCCAAACUCACAUGAAUUCCAGCCAGAACGAUGGCUUGAUCCUAGCGAGGAAAUGUUACGCGACGCAAUUCCCUUUGGACUUGGACCGCGACAGUGUAUUGCUCGCAACCUUGCUUCGAGUGAGCUCUUCUGGGCAGUCAGGGCUCUGGGAAUGUCUGGGGUGCUGGACGGGUCUAAGCCAACAGGGCUGAUGAAGGAUGGGAUUAUUGUUGAUGAGUGGUUCAACUCCAAAGUCCCCGGGCAUGCCAUUGAGCUAAUGUGGGACUCGUCGUAG
Messenger RNA from Colletotrichum fioriniae, 1518 nucleotides. RefSeq lists its product as uncharacterized. Gene Ontology annotation, molecular function: iron ion binding; heme binding; oxidoreductase activity, acting on paired donors, with incorporation or reduction of molecular oxygen. NCBI's taxonomy places the organism in Eukaryota, Fungi, Ascomycota, Sordariomycetes, Glomerellales, Glomerellaceae. The record is from RefSeq and is a predicted model, not a curated record.